Phytophthora sojae is the source of this 423-nucleotide messenger RNA. RefSeq lists its product as hypothetical. The transcript has a single exon. Lineage: Eukaryota; Oomycota; Peronosporomycetes; Peronosporales; Peronosporaceae. The annotation marks the transcript as partial. The record is from RefSeq and is a predicted model, not a curated record.
AAGAAGAAAGGUUCGCAGUCGUUGUCGGCACUGUGGUACGAGUGGCUCACUGCCGAGCCUCGUGUAUACGCAUCACGCUCUGUCAAAAAGACAACACUGUACGAGUUUAGACACGCCGUAGGAUACAUGAUGCUGUUCUUACCGAAUGGCUUCGCACUAGACGUAGCCGCCUCUGCGUUCAAGAACGAGGUGCUCAACAUGGGGCAGCAUGCGCAAGCGAACGCUCUCGCCUUCUUGAAAGCAAACGGAUCUUCGGCUCUCGCUGCCGGCACCGCGUUGAAGGCUCUGCGCAAGCUACACAAGACCGGCAAACUGGAUGCCCUGAUCGCUGACUUCCACGAGCGCGUCACCAAUGGUGCCAUCGUUGAUCCAACCCCUGCCGCCGCACUUCCAACCUUCAUUCGACUACAACCAAACCUAUAA